Molecule: messenger RNA, 1363 nt
Organism: Aspergillus campestris IBT 28561
Lineage: Eukaryota; Fungi; Ascomycota; Eurotiomycetes; Eurotiales; Aspergillaceae
Exons: 5
Coding region: 195-1262 (355 amino acids)
Source: RefSeq, a predicted model, not a curated record
UAUCGUUAGAGGGCUUAGCUGCGAUUUUGGAGAAGAUACCCCGGAAAUACUUGAAGUUCACACAAGAACUCGGCUUCAGCGUGCCGAUCCAUGAAUUAGUCGAAUACCGCUGUGUACACCACGGUGGUAAUGGGCACCUAAUUGAUGACGCGGUUCAAGAUCAGCUUGUUGGAUCUCUUGCAAAUGAUGACUAUAUGAGCUAUGAAGAGAUGGACAGGAUUACAGAUGACGACACGGACAAGGGCUGCAUCCGGGACUCUCUCUCUAGUUUAGCUUCUGCGUUGGAUUCGGUGAGGUUUCCAGAUGAUCACUUACGAAGAUUUCGGUGGGAGGUAGGAACAUGUAUUCCAGAGGUUCUCUUUUGCGGCCCAAACUCUCUUCUCGGGAAUCAAGGGCAGAUCCAAUCCAUUAAAUUGAUUACCGAUGGUGAAUGUGGCGCGAAUAAAAGCGCGCAGAACUCUGUUAACCAUGUCCAAUUCAGAGACUUACAGUCCCUUGAUUGGAGGGGUUUGAACCAAUUCGAUGACUUCGAAUCCGUCAGGCAAUGUAUCAAAGCCCAUGGCCACCAAAUCAAAUCACUUACUCUGGACCUUUUGACAUGGAUUCGUGCAGAGAAAAUCUGGGCUGACGGAUUCUGCCAACGGAUGCCCCAACCCAUAAAGACUCCUGAUAACUUCUUCUCACAAAGUGUGCUUGAUAUCUACCCCCGAGACCAAAAGAUUAUCUUUUUAGCUCUGGAAGAUCUCCAUCUAUCAGCUGUAUCUUUCUAUCAUACCGGCAUGGAAAUGGUCCACGCUUUUCAUAUCGAACGCCUGAAGAGUCUAAGAUUGCGGAACUGCCCAGGAUCGCUUGGCUGGUUACGCAUGAUACUCAACUCUGGAAAGUCAACGAAGUUGAAAACCCUCGAACUUGCUUUUGAUCUCAAUAGCCUGGAGAGAGAUACAUACAUGCACAUCACGGAGACGAUCUGCGAUUUUGUUCAUGACUUUUCUAGCUUGGAGAGUGUGUAUCUAAUGCUCCCUGAGCCCGUUAAUUGGGGCAGGCUUAUACAUACCCUGUCAGGCCACCGUCACCUUAAGCGCCUUGUUGUUCAUCAUCUGGUGGAUAGAGGUGGCCAGAAUCUCAUUGAUGGAGAUAUACCAUGGCCUUCACAUUUGGAUCACACGCUGCAAGAAAGCCAACUAACUUGCUUUGGAGCCUCUAUCCCACCCAUGGAGGCAGUUGUUUACAAAGGAUUUAGCCAAGACCGUCAUGCAAAUUGAUACAUGUUAGGAUAAGUGGAGUGGUCCUAGACAGACUUAUCAACUCUGUGAAACCUAACUGGUCUUCUUCAUCUCUCUAUUCCUAUAAGUAUGGCGAUGAU